This is a messenger RNA of Cavia porcellus (domestic guinea pig), 1226 nucleotides long. It is a transcript of the gene Pmm1, whose product is annotated as phosphomannomutase 1. Gene Ontology annotation, molecular function: phosphomannomutase activity. Bases 118 to 906 code for a protein of 262 amino acids. Gene Ontology annotation, biological process: protein N-linked glycosylation; GDP-mannose biosynthetic process; mannose metabolic process. The transcript has 8 exons. NCBI's taxonomy places the organism in Eukaryota, Metazoa, Chordata, Mammalia, Rodentia, Caviidae. The record is from RefSeq and is a predicted model, not a curated record. Gene Ontology annotation, cellular component: cytosol.
CCGCCCCCUCCGUGCGUCCCUCUCCCGUCUCUAGGCCCCGGCCACCGCCUCCUGCCUUUGCCCCACUUGACCUCGGUGGCAGCCGCUUGACUCCGCCCUGUGCGCCGAGCUGCAGCCAUGGCUGUCACCGCCGAGGGCGCCCGCAGGAAGGAGCGCAUCCUCUGCCUGUUUGACGUGGACGGGACGCUCACGCCGGCUCGCCAGAAGAUUGACCCCGAGGUGUCUGCCUUCCUGCAGAAGCUGCGAAGCAAGGUGCAGAUUGGCGUAGUGGGCGGCUCUGACUACUCCAAGAUCGCUGAGCAGCUGGGGGAUGGGGACGAAGUCAUCGAGAAGUUUGAUUAUGUGUUUGCGGAGAACGGGACAGUGCAGUAUAAGCAUGGACGACUGCUCUCCAAGCAGACCAUCCAGAGCCACCUGGGGGAGGAGCUGCUGCAGGACCUGAUCAACUUCUGCCUCAGCUACAUGGCCGUGCUCAGGCUGCCCAAGAAGCGGGGUACCUUCAUCGAGUUCCGGAACGGCAUGCUGAACAUCUCACCCAUCGGCCGCAGCUGCACUCUGGAGGAGCGGAUUGAGUUCUCCGAACUGGACAAGAAGGAGCGGAUCCGGGAGAAGUUUGUGGAAGCCCUGAAGACGGAGUUCGCAGGCAAGGGGCUGAGGUUCUCAAGAGGCGGCAUGAUCAGCUUUGAUGUCUUCCCAGAGGGCUGGGACAAGCGCUACUGCCUGGACAGCCUGGACCAGGACAGCUUCGACACCAUCCACUUCUUUGGAAACGAGACCAGUCCUGGCGGGAACGACUUUGAGAUCUACGCCGACCCCCGGACUGUAGGCCACAGCGUGGUAUCCCCUCAGGACACGGUACAGCGGUGCCGAGAGAUUUUCUUCCCAGAAACAGCCCACGAGGUGUGAAGAGCAACACCCAAACUUAACACUGUGAAUACCCAUUGCUCUGACCAGGCCCGCAGAAGAACACUGCAUCGGCUGGGGUGGGGGACCCUGGGCCUGUGCACUGCUGCGAGACACAUGCUGCAGGCCGAGCCUGGCCCCUCGCCUCCUGAUCCCAAAGUGUCCCUGGCCUCUGCCCUGAUGGCUGUGGUCAUAGCUGCUGCUCGUAGUUCAGAACAGGACAGCCCCGUCUACAUGGGAGGAGGCCGUGCAAGGGUGCGAUGCAGGGGCCCCAGCAAAUCUCCGAACCGUGUCACAAGCAUUAAAGGCCCCACACACGACAA